AGAAUUCAGGACCUAGCGUAGCAAAUUUAUCAGAAGUAGAUACUAAAGAAUUGGAUCAUGUUGUUCAAACAAACAAAAAAAAUAAAAGAGGGCAGCCAAAAAAUCCACUUUGGAAUUAUUUUGUUGAAAUUAAUCAUCAAGAAAGUGGGCAUAAAGGUUGGAAAUCUAUUUUUUUUGGAUUUUUGUUAAAAUUUAUACAUUCAUAUAAACCACCUAAUCGAAAAACUUUAAGUAAUAAUUGGCUUAAUUAUGAAACAGCACGUAUAACAAUUGCAAUUAAGAAAGAACUUGAAAAUGAAAAUAACCUCACAUUAGCUUUGGAUAGUUGGACUAGUAAUUGUGGACAUUCAUAUUUUGCUUUUAUUAUUAUAAUUUCUAAUAAAAAGCAAUAUGUGUACUCGAUAAAAAAUUAUUCUAUCAAUUCUCAUACAGCAAUUUUUACAGCUGAUGAAAUAGAAAAGGUUUUAAUUAAUAUUGGUAUUGAUAAAUUUGGUGCUGUUGUAUCUGAUAGUGCAUUUGCAAUGUCAUUAGCAAAGCAAUAUAUUUCUAAUAAAUAUUCUAAAAUAUUACCAGUUCAGUGUAUUGCUCAUCAUAUUCAGUUAAUUUGUAGUGAUAUAAUCUGCAAAACCUCAUUUGGAAAAAAAGUAUUACAACAAUGUCAAUCAUUUGUUAUAUAUUUUCAUGCAUCUUAUCAAUCUGGCACAAUUUUGCGUAAUGAAAUAAUUAAUUUUAUGAUAAAUAAAGGAGGGUUAAAAAGUUCUGAUUGUUCACGUUGGUCAUCUGCAUAUGAUUGUGUACAAUCAGUUCUCAAUUUAGAAAAUUGUAUUAAACAG
This is a messenger RNA of Cetraspora pellucida, 833 nucleotides long. NCBI's taxonomy places the organism in Eukaryota, Fungi, Glomeromycota, Glomeromycetes, Diversisporales, Gigasporaceae. The record is from the annotation of a GenBank genome assembly.